GAGAGCAAGGCAGUUGGUGGAGCUCUAGGGUAUCUUUCCGCCAUUGUCAUUUGCUAGCUAGCGAUUCCAAGGCAGUAGAGCAGUCGCAGUUCCGUGUGUGUUUGUCUCCGUAAUUAGCUAGUUGAACAAUAGCCAUAAUUAAUAUAUACACACAGUAUAUAUUAGUCUUGGAUAAUUCUCUCUUCCUGUGUGUUUUUGGCUACAUGUCCGGACAGUGAAUGAGAAGGGGGGUCCCUGAAGUAGGUCGUUGUGUAGGUUCAGCCGAAGAGGACCCCUGCUUCCCGGCCGGAGUGGAAGAUGUGCCAUGGGAUGGUGGCGCCUGAGACCCGAGCCUUCGCCCUCUCUCCCUGCGCCGCGCUGCUCCUCCUGACCGUCCUCUCCACGGCGCACGCGUCAGUCUGCCGGCCGCCCUACGAGCCGGAGAACGGGGGCUACACCUGCCACCCGUCGCCCUGCCACCGGCUGACCCACGGCACCGUCAUCGAGUACUUCUGCGACGAGGGCUACGCGCUCAAGGGGGACUACAAGUACCUCACCUGCGAGGACGGGGAAUGGGACUCGCCCAUGCAGAUCAGCUGCCACCUGAGCCAAGGUAAGGAGCCGCACUCUCCGCUGGGCGUGCCGGCGCUCUCCAUCGUGGCCUCCACCGCCAGCUCCGUGGCGCUCAUCCUCCUGCUGAUCGUGCUCUUCGUCCUGCUGCAGCCCAAACUCAAGUCCUUCCACCACAGCCGACGGGAGCAGGGCGUGCCGGGGCAGCCGGUGUCCAUCGUGGUGGAGGGGGUGCAGGUGUCGCUGCCGUCCUAUGAGGAGGCGGUGUACGGCAGCGGGGGCGGAGCCGUGGCCCCCUCAGAGUCCCGGGUGCAGAUCGUGCUGUCGGAGGGCCCGCAGGCCGAGGGAGGAGAGGCCCCGGGGCAGGCGGGGGCGGAGCGGCGCGUCCCCGGCCCCGCCCCCGGCCCCGCCCCCUCCACCUCCACUCACCUCUCAGAGACGGUGCUGGUUCACCAGGUGCCCUCCUCCUCCUCGUCCUCCUCCUCCUCGCCCUCCUGGGCGAGCGAGCAGCCGUGCGCCGCCGGGCCCCGCCCCCAGAGACGGGAUUCGGAGAGCAGCGACCAGCACAGCCUGCUCUCUCUCACCUCCGCCGAAGAGUUUGCCGAUGAUAUUCCGUUGUUGAAGGAGGCCUGAAUCCCUCUGCAGCCCUGCUGCUCUGACCUCCCUGCUGCUGCUGGCCAGGACUGUCAUGCUCCCCAAGCCUCCAUCUCUACCACCCAUACCCCUGCCCACUGCUACUCUGUGCUCUCACACCCACAUACACACACACAUCAGAAUGGCCCCAGGUGUCCUCUAGCCAGAAAACUCGCCCACAGGGAGAGCUCUCACACAACACAAGGCCUCAAGAAGUCACCGACCCGCCCUGUGUUGAUAUUUACCAUACAGAUAUAUACGGACUGUGGCCUACACAUCAUUAAGCAUACUGGCAUCCAUAGUAUACAGACAUAUACAUUACCGACCCUUUAUCAGGCAGCUGGCAUAAGAGAGGAGGACAAACGCAUACAGUGUCUGGCAAGCAAAAACAAACAAACAAAAAAAAACAAAACAAAAAAGAGCUAAAGGAUGAAUGCAUGUAUAGGUUUUUGUACGGUCGUUUUGUUUUUUUUUCCCCUUUUUUGCGCUUGAGAGCUAGCGAACCGAGAGGAUGUUAAACGAGGGGUACCCCCUGGUCGGUUCCUCGUCCUACGCCCCCCCCCCAACCCCCCCGCUGCAUGCUGUCCGCAUUCUCACCAGAGCGAGUUUCCCCGGGUCGCUCGCGGCAACACACUGUGAAUGACGCAUGAAGGCUACCGCCCGCCGGCAGACGCGCAAGGUCACGGGCGCGGGUUUUUUUUUUUCCGUGCGCACAACUCGAUUGACACACACACACACACACACACACAAAAAAACGGCACGUUUGCCUGCUUUUCCUUUGUCACGGUAACGGCUGUGCCACGCCUCCGAUCAGAAUUGUCGAUCAGAAUAUAUAUUUUUUUUGUUUUUCCUCUGGUUUUUUUUUUUUUUUUGUACUGUCCGCUCGCCUAAAACUCUCCUUGCCUGUCUGUUGGCAGUGGUGCCACGACGUGCCUGUUACUGUUAUUGACGAGGGCUUGGCUACGUCACAUUGACCUUGGCUGUUUUCUUUUUUUUUUUUUUUUCGGUUUUAAUUUAUUUUUGGGCAGGACAUGCCGGAGAACACAACCCAUCAUGCUGUCAUGAUUUAUAAGAAAAGAGGCUUCAUGCUGAUUUAUAAGAAAAGGGGGCUUAAAACGCCGCUGGUGCAGAGAGAGAUUGUUCUCCCGUCGACCGAGCUAGCUUCGUUUUCGUCCAUGCGUGAAGAACAGACCGCUGGUCGUUCGAGACGGAGGAGAAGGACGAUGACUUGGGGGGUGUGGAGGGGGGGGGGGGAGGUGUGUAGGGGUGCAGAAGACCCCCUCCCAGGGACCGUCCCCUAGGGGGAAGGUCUUGGUGCUAAAGUCUGACCAAACGUACACACGUCAGUCUGCGCCUCAGCGUAGAACAAAGCCGCGAGAUGAACCGCGAGAUCGGUCUUCACGCAGACGAGAAAAGCACCGCGCUCUGGAAACGGCAUUUACGACGCCGAGCGCUGCACUCCCAUUGGCUACGAGGAGUGGCGCUCGCAGGCGACGUGUCGGCGCCCGCGCGGACAGAUUCCCGAUUCCGACCGUCGGCCCGGCCCCCUCCGGUCUGCGGCUCUGAAGGGCGAUCGCGUUCGGACCCGGUUCAGGCGCGCCGCCCGUUCGCUCGGGUUUUCCCUCCCGAUCCCGCCCGGCACGCCAGCGAAGCCUCCGAUUGGCUGCCUGGCGCUCUUCGGCCGCUCGGGCUCGUCCGUCUCCGGGCCGCGCGCGGCCCCGUUCAAGGCGGGAGGACGGCGUCGCCUUAACGCCCGCACGCAUCUGUCCACCCCGGGCCUACGCGUCGCCGUUUCCACAUCGCGCCAUCUCAUGUCACUUCCGCGAGACUCCUCUCCCCACAGCCUUAUACCCAUCGUCCAUUUGCGCCGCCUUCAACGGAAUUACGGCCUUUGUUUCUCACUUUUAACGUUUCUGACGACAGAAACGAAGUCUGUAAUGUUACUCCGCCAAAAAAAAAAAAUUAUUUUUAUUUACUGCAGCUUAAUAAGAAACGUAUAAAGAAGCCUGAGCACCUAAAGAUACCAUUUUUAUUUCGAUAAUUUAUUUGUUUUUAAUUAAAAAAAAAAAAAAACCUUUUGUUUAAGGCUUAGGGAAAAGAACGCAUACAAAAUAAGUUCGCAUGUAGAAAGCUGUUGUAUGGCAGUGCUCAAAACCGAAAAGUCCCCACUUCCUGUUGUUUCCAGAGCUGAUCCCCCUUGCACCAUUGAUGGAGCUAUGCGCACUUGGUACUCCUGAAAUUUCAUACUGGAAUGGGCUUAAAAUGGGUUUAAAAUGGGCUUUUGACAAAAUUGGAAGGAAGCAAAAAAAUGGUAAAAUUGUCUUUAUGUUGUAUAGGAUGUUUCUUUUCCUUUCAUUGCUUUAAUUUGUUUGGGUUUUCCUUUGGACUUGUACAUUGCAAUGGGUGUGACAAUAGUAUUUUAAUAUUUGUAUAAAGUUUAAUUUAAUUAUACAGUGUAUAUAACUAUUUCUAAUUAAAGCUUUCUUUUGAGGUGUGCAAA
Anguilla rostrata (American eel) is the source of this 3682-nucleotide messenger RNA. Its product is annotated as sushi domain-containing protein 6-like. Bases 298 to 1182 code for a protein of 294 amino acids. The transcript is spliced from 6 exons. Gene Ontology annotation, biological process: DNA damage response. The record is from RefSeq and is a predicted model, not a curated record. Lineage: Eukaryota; Metazoa; Chordata; Actinopteri; Anguilliformes; Anguillidae.